Molecule: messenger RNA, 2335 nt
Organism: Macrosteles quadrilineatus (aster leafhopper)
Lineage: Eukaryota; Metazoa; Arthropoda; Insecta; Hemiptera; Cicadellidae
Product: mitotic checkpoint serine/threonine-protein kinase BUB1 beta-like
Exons: 13
Coding region: 71-2008 (645 amino acids)
Biological process (GO): meiotic sister chromatid cohesion, centromeric; mitotic spindle assembly checkpoint signaling
Molecular function (GO): protein kinase activity
Source: RefSeq, a predicted model, not a curated record
CGUUAAGUAAGUUUUGGUUUUGAAUGGUGUUUGUGCAGUUUUGAAUGGGAGCCGCUUAUAAUAUUUAGAGAUGAACACUUCGGAAGCGCUAGACUUAUCGAAAGAAAACAUCCAGCCUUUGAAACAAGGUAGGAAUGCUGUGAAGCUGGGAACUGCUUUACAAGCACAGACCAAUGCUGAGCUCCAUCAACAAUUGAUGGCGGAAAGAGAGCGGUUUGAACUUCUGAUCAGGAUGUAUGAAGGGGAUGAUCCUCUAGAGCCACAUUAUGAGUAUGUCCGCUGGAUUGAGCAAAGCUUCCCUAAACACGGGCCGGAAAGUAACCUUGUGCAAAUUUUAGAAAACACCCUCGCUGCUUUCAAGGACGACAUUCGUUACAAACAGGAUUUAAGAUAUGCAGAACUCCUCAUAAAAUAUAUUGAUACCCAAUCACAUCCUCUAGAAAUCUACCAAAUAGUUUAUGAUCAAGGGCUGUGCACUAUGUGCGCUCCUUUCUACAAAGCAUGGGCUGAAGAAUAUGAUAAAAUAAAUGACAUCAAGUCAGCUGAUAGAAUAUAUGAGUUGGGAAUCAGAGUCAAAGCACAGCCAGUGGAACUUCUUCCUGAAGCCCAAAUGCGUUUUCAACUAUCACUUGGUCGGAGGAUGCUUGGCUACCAAGAAGAGGCUGCCAAUGAGGAGGCUGAACGUAACCGCCAGGCUCUCCACAAACUACAGAAGAAGAACGUGUAUGGAGACAGAGAACCUGUGGGUGCUCCGGGCCGAAUCAAACAACAGGUUCUGGGCUCACACAAUACCAAGGGAAACUCCAACGCCCCUUUCAAAAUCUACCAGGAAGAUGACAAUGAAUUUGGAAGCCAUGGGGAUGGGCAAGGUAAGAUGUUUCCCAAGCAAGGAUUGGUGAAUAAGGAAAAUACUUUGAAGGCCGGCCCGUGGAGUCAGCAGGGUGGCAAACAUCGCAACCAAGGGCCGCCAGUUCCAGCUAGCCACCAUGGGCCCAUGUUUCAAGUCCAUGAAGAUGAGGAUGCUGAUAUGAACAAUGGUCAUCCUAAGACCCCGCAAGUCCCAAGGGCCUUGAAACCUCGCAAGAUUGAUAACUUUACCUGCCCGUUAGCUGUGUUUGAACCGCCCGACCCAACAAAACAACCCAUGUACUGUAAACACAAGGUUUAUGCUGGAGGCACUGAGUUUCAAUUUGAAGAGUUGCGAGCUGCACUUUACAACCGACGACAUGAAAAACUUUUAGCUGCAAGACAGCAGCAAGAGGAAGAAGAAUUGAGGCGAAAAGCUGAGACUGAUGCCACUUAUGUCAAAACUGCUCCGGAUGUGAUUGGUGUACAGGACAGCAACAGAGGCAGUGAAGAGAAAAUUAUAAAGAUGGAAAAUGAUCCAAGUCCUCAUCCAGCUCAAGAAGUAGACCAGGAUUCAUUGUUCGGAAACCAUUUAAUGGGCCCAAAUGAGGAAAAAGUAGAAUCUCACAAAAGCCAUAAUGUUGAAGACAAACUGGUCGAAGAACAGAAAAGUGAAACGCAUUUUGAAGAACCUCACAUCGAACCAAUGGGAUUUGAGCAUAAAAACUUACACCUUGAGGGAAACACUUCUGUUUUCCACUGUCAGUCGUUUACAGUAAACACCAAAGAAGCAAUGAACGUAGUACAGGAAAUGUGGCAAAGCCCGACUCCUUCUCCAGCGUUCGCAAAUAACAUGAGAGCAAGCAGGGUGUUUCCAGUUUCUCCGGCAAAUGUGGAUGAAUCAGGAGUGUUCAAAGUUCCAAUAGCGCCUGCACCUCAUAUACCCGUUGCUCCGGCCAAGAAGAGUAUUCCUUUCCCUGUGUUCAGCGACGAAGAACCUUCCCCGCCCCUACUCCGGUCAAAACCUUCCAGAUCUACUCGGAUGAAGCUGAAAACGAGCAACCUGGUGAUGCGAAGACUGAAGAGCCCAAAGUCAAUCCCAGUGUGCCCCUGCCCUUCCCGAUACAACAGUCACCUGCUGUCUCAAGAGCAACUGAUGUAGCUACCAUGAAAAUGUUGGCCUUCCAGUCUGAUUCUGACGAAGAAUGUGACAUUUUGCCAAAACCUUGCUUUGGGAAAGAGGAAAAAGAGAGGCAGACUCCGUAUGAUGUACCAGCAGUCACUGUUACCCAAGCUACUCCAGUCGAGAGCAAAAAGGCUCUCGGUUUCCCUGUGCAUGCGCCUGUGUAUGAUGAGGAUAAGUUUGAAGACAUGACUUGCAACACCAAGGCAUUUGAUUUCGCUCUACCUUCGUCCACCCCUCUUGUUGGUCACUUCCAGUCGAAAGCUGAUCAACAAGCGAAAAAUAAUAACUUUAAUGUCAAUGGGU